Prorocentrum cordatum is the source of this 513-nucleotide messenger RNA. The record is from the annotation of a GenBank genome assembly. NCBI's taxonomy places the organism in Eukaryota, Dinophyceae, Prorocentrales, Prorocentraceae.
AUGCGUGCACUGGUGGCGGGGGAGCUCGGACACAACGCCGCCCUCAUCGCCGUGGGCCUCGGCUUCAUCUGGCUCUACGUGAGGCAUUGCUACGAUCCGGACCGAAUGGACGACACGAUGCUGUUCAGCCAGCCGACCGAGGCGGCACAGACGGCGGAUGGCAUGGAAGAGGAGGAUGCGAACGCCGAGGUGGAGCCCGACCUCAUCGUCGUGUUCCACCACCCCGGCCACCCCUACGACGAUGCGAACAGGGCCAUGACGCCCGCUACCCUGAGGGAGGUGUUCGUCCACCGAGACGACCAGUCGGAUGGCGACGAUCACCACAAUCGAGGCGGCUUUCGACUCACGCACCUCCGCGAGGUGCUGGGCGACUCACAGGCCGCGGCGGCAAGCGCGAGGAGGCGGACCCUCGGCGAGCAGAUCCGGCAGACCUUUGCCAAGCAGCGCGAGCACUCCUCCGACGAGCCGCCCGAGGCGGUCUGCCUCGUUGCCCUCAUCUCCCGCAGCAGUUGA